Messenger RNA from Oryzias latipes (Japanese medaka), 3797 nucleotides. It is a transcript of the gene arhgef25b, whose product is annotated as Rho guanine nucleotide exchange factor (GEF) 25b. Gene Ontology annotation, biological process: axon guidance. Gene Ontology annotation, molecular function: guanyl-nucleotide exchange factor activity. NCBI's taxonomy places the organism in Eukaryota, Metazoa, Chordata, Actinopteri, Beloniformes, Adrianichthyidae. The record is from RefSeq and is a predicted model, not a curated record. Gene Ontology annotation, cellular component: cytoplasm; plasma membrane; extrinsic component of membrane.
UUACCCACUAUCUCACCACACAGAGAGGUUCAGAGCCAUCGCUCUACUUUCACAGCUGCUUGCCAUCAGAUCAUGGGAUAAAAUCGGGUCUCAGGGGUUUUUGCUCACAUUUGGAAAAUGACUGUGAAGGUUUCUGGAAGCGUUUGCUCUCGUCUCCCCGGUGGACUACUGCAGUGUGCUGGAGUCCAACGCUAUGCCUGCUACUGACAGUGUCGAGUCUGGCAGCAGAAGUGGGUAACCAUGAGAGGGGGUCACCACCAGCGAGGGUGUGGCUGUCAGCAUCUGUUCAGGAAACUGCUCCGCCAGUGUGGUUGCUGCUUUGUCAGAGGUACAGCAGAGUCGUACUCUGUGGCGGACAGUGACGGCAGCGUCAGCCCGUCUGUGGCAUCUCUGCCUCAGCAAGCCUCAGGCAGCACCAGCCCCUGCUCACCCUCCUCCUUCAGCGGAACACGCCAUCCUGUGAGCACCUUGAAGAAAUGGCUUUCCAACCCGGUCCGUAAGCUGAGCUCUGGUGCCAGAACUGAAGCAGACAAAGUGGACAAGCAGAUCUUCAGGUCAGAAGAGAAGCAGCCGCCGGUGCUUUUUUCCCACAGUGAGACCCGGCAAAGUUCUCUGAAGACGCACGAUAAUCAAUCCUCACUGACUUCUGGAAACAUGGAGUGGAAAAACGGUCUUCUGAACCCAGCGGCUCCGUCUCCAUCCCCACUGUCCCAUCAGAACUGCUUAUGUGAACGCCAGCAAAGCAGAGACUCACAGAGUCUAAGUCAGAAGUCCAGCAGUAACACUCUCCCAGGAGACGACAGCGGGACAGCAGCUGACGACUCGGCGAGUCAGGGAUCUGCUGCAGUGGACAGCGAAGAAGAAAGAAGUGUCGCUUUAGAGAAGAGCUUGUAUGUUCUGACAGAGCUCGUUGAGACAGAGAGGUUGUAUGUUGAAGAUCUUGGAUUAAUCGUUCAGGGCUACAUGAGCAUGAUGUCCAGCCAGAGCGUCCCAGAGGAUCUGAGAGGGAAGGACAGGAUUGUGUUUGGAAACAUCCAACAAAUUUAUGACUGGCACAAGGAGUAUUUCCUGGGAGAGUUGGAGAAAUGUGUGGAUAAUCCAGACAGCCUGGCCAAACUCUUCAUCAAACACGAGCGACGGCUUCACAUGUAUGUGGUCUACUGCCAGAACAAACCAAAGUCAGAGCACGUCGUCUCUGAAUACAUUGAGACCUACUUUGAGGAUCUCCGGCAGCAGCUGGGUCACAGACUGCAGCUCAACGAUCUCCUGAUCAAGCCUGUUCAGAGGAUCAUGAAGUAUCAGUUACUGUUGAAGGACUUUUUGAAAUAUUAUAGCAAAGCUGGGCGGGACGUUGAGGAGCUUCAGAAUGCAGUGGAGGUGAUGUGUUUUGUGCCAAAGCGUUGUAAUGACAUGAUGAAUGUGGGAAGACUCCGAGGCUUUGAGGGGAAAAUCACAGCUCAGGGGAAGCUGCUCCAGCAGGAUACUUUCUCUGUCAGCGAGCAGGAAGCCGGCCUCCUGUCCAGAGCAAGGGAGAGGCGUGUCUUCCUGUUCGAGCAGCUGGUCAUCUUCAGCGAGCCAACUGAUAAGAAAAAGGGAUUUUUGCUGCCAGGGUACAUAUUUAAAAACAGCAUCAAGGUCAGCUGUUUGGGUGUGGAGCAGCCCUCAGAGGAGGACCCCUGCUGUCUGGUCCUGACCUCGCGGGGAACCAACAGCAGUGUGACCCGGUUCAUCAUGCAUGCUUCGUUUCCAGAGACACAGCAGGCUUGGUUCAAUGAUGUUGUCCAGAUCUUAGAGACUCAAAGGAACUUUCUGAAUGCCCUCCAGUCUCCGAUAGAGUACCAGCGCAGGGAAAGCCUGUCCAACAGCUUAGGCAGGACCGUGAAGUCUCCAGCUGUGCCCCCGUCCGGCCAGCGGCUUCACUCCUCGGAGUCCAUGGACAGGCCUCACCAGCCCUGCCUGCUGUCCUACAACAACUCGCUGCCCUCUCUUCACUCGCCACGACUGCAGCCAAGCUCCAAGACCUCGAACCAGUGUGAGGGGACGUUCCGAGCAGCUCCAUUUUCCUCAUUUCAGCAGCUCAGUAUGCGCUCAAAAGUGAAGCCUGACUGUGCUUCAUGCACCAGCCUGUCACCCUGCAGCCAUCACAGUCACAAGGGGGUGUCUGCCAGUUUCCAGACCAUCACGUUCUGUGAUGCUGCCUCUUAUUCAGCGCAUCGACCGCACAGCUUGGAUCAGCUAAAGGAGACAGAACAGCCGUGACCCAUCAAUGAGGCACAAACUCUGUCCUCUCAAUCCUGCACUGAAAUCCACAGGGUCCCUGUUGAGUCUUUCCUUUGAUACAGGCCUGUCUGGAUUCUAGUGGCUUGAUUUUGUUGUGUUAUAUACAGGAUACGAUGAUUAGAUAAGUACAGGUGAGAUGAAUAUAGGGUGAAAAUCUGCGUUUUAAUGUGGCUUCAUAUUGCAAAGGUUUCCGUUUCUUGUUCUUUUCAUUGAAAACUUCCUAUUUGAUAUUUUUGCUACAUUUUUACAAAUUUAAUUUAAUUCCCUCUGUCCUGGAGCUCGCUGAACGUCUGCUUUGGCUCUGGAAUCCAUCCACGUGUUCCCUCAGAUCUAGCAUGUAGCUAAGGUUUCCACAAAGUGGACUCUUUUUCUUUUUAACCCUUGCAUUGUGAGUGUUAUCUGGGUUCAGCACAUUUGUGAAAUUACGCCAAUGUAUGUUUGAUAAGGAAGCAGAGAGAGGAAAGAUAAAACGGAGAAGCUAAUCCAUCACGCUCUAAAAUCAAUCAUUUCUAUGGGAUUGUACUGUCAUGAACGUGUACUAUGAAAGAGAAGUUCACAUACUUGUUUUUCUUUUUUUCUCAUAUGCUCUUGUUUGUUCAGGCAUAAAAUGCCGGUCACAAAUCCACCGUGGAACAAUCGUUCACUGUCAAGACUCUGUUUCUCUUUGUGGCUGUCUGGUCGACUUUCUACAGAAAAAUGUUAGCCAUCAUUUAAAAUGAGUGUUUGGACUUUCAUGCACAUAAAGCCUCCACCAAGUAAAUGUUUUCUCUGUCAUGUAUUUAUUUUUAAACCUGUGAGCGCAUGUCCUAAAAGGAGAUGAGUUUGAACAGACAUCUUAAUGUUCAUAUUCCAAUUGUGUUCGUUUUUUUUCAGUUUGUGUUUCUUUAAGUUGUGGAACAACUGCAAAAAACCUCAGAGAUCAAUAAUCUACUACUGUCUUUUUAAUCAGAAUGUGCAGAUGCACUUAUGUUUAAUAGAGAUUUGUUUUUAAUAAUGUAUGCGCUUUAUUCUGAGUGCAAAGUAAAUUUUUGCUGUAAAGCUAAACGUGUGAAACAAAUUGGAGAGUGGGUUUUCGGUGAUUUAAAUGAUAACGUUAACUAGGGUAUGGAAGAAAACGUUUUAAAUUUGAAACAAAGCAAUAAACAUUGAGACCUAUAGCAUCAGAGAAGCUGGGUUUGAAGUGAACCUGCUGGUGUGAAGCGCCCCCUUGUGGAGAAGAAUCCUCAGUGUUAAAUUGAGGGGAAGUUCCUGCAGUGAAUAGAGCUUUAUGUUUUAAUUUCUUUUGACUUUAAAAUUUGACAUUUUAAAAGGUAAGUUGACAUAGAAAUGCUGCAACAUUAUGUUAUCACCACUACAAAGAGGUUUACGUUGGUUUGAAACUUUUUUCAAGCCAAUUUCAAUAUUUUAGAUCUUUUUCUACAUCACUUUCCAUAGUAUUGGUGUGAUAUUUUCGUGAAAAAUGAUCCUUCAAUAAAGACUAAGGACAAAUGUGAUGUUAGAUCCUUCACAAAAAUGUU